Molecule: messenger RNA, 2591 nt
Organism: Rana temporaria (common frog)
Lineage: Eukaryota; Metazoa; Chordata; Amphibia; Anura; Ranidae
Gene: MACO1
Product: macoilin 1
Exons: 11
Coding region: 262-2241 (659 amino acids)
Biological process (GO): neuronal signal transduction
Cellular component (GO): rough endoplasmic reticulum membrane
Source: RefSeq, a predicted model, not a curated record
CAAUGUGGGCGGAAGCGCGUUCGGUCCUCCCCUGGCUGCACCGUUGCUGAGGGGAGGAGGAGGAGGGGCCUCCAUCUUUAUUUCUUUGUUUCAAAUCGCGUAAACUCGCCGUUUGGCCGUUCAUUCCAUGUGUGUGUCGGUGGCUUUCCGGGCGGGCCGCCCCUGGUGAUCCCUGGAGCGGGUGUGAGCGCUGUCUUGGUGGACGGGGAAGGCCUCGGGUGGUGGUGGCGGCGGCGGCAGGAGGAGGCGGACACCGGGAGAAUGAAGCGGCGGAAUGCGGACUGCAGUAAACUCCGGCGCCCGUUAAAACGGAACCGAAUUACGGAUGGCAUCUACGGGAGCACCUUCCUGUAUCUGAAGUUCUUGGUCGUCUGGGCUCUGGUAUUACUGGCCGACUUUGUGCUAGAGUUCAGAUUCGAGUACCUGUGGCCAUUUUGGCUGUUCAUCAGAAGUGUAUACGAUUCAUUCAGAUACCAAGGCUUGGCCUUCUCAGUAUUUUUUGUGUGUGUAGCAUUCACGUCGGAUAUAAUAUGUCUCUUAUUUAUACCAGUGCAAUGGCUGUUUUUUGCAGCCAGUACCUAUGUAUGGGUGCAGUAUGUAUGGCACACAGAAAGAGGAGUUUGUUUACCUACAGUGUCGCUGUGGAUACUGUUUGUAUAUAUUGAAGCAGCAAUUAGGUUUAAAGACCUGAAGAAUUUUCAUGUAGAUCUGUGUCGUCCCUUUGCUGCACACUGUAUUGGGUAUCCUGUGGUCACUUUAGGCUUCGGCUUCAAAAGCUAUGUCAGUUAUAAGAUGCGGUUAAGAAAACAGAAAGAGGUACAGAAAGAAAAUGAGUUUUACAUGCAGCUUCUACAGCAGGCACUACCCCCAGAACAGCAGAUGUUACAGAGACAAGAAAGGGAAGCAGAAGAAGCUGCCAAGGGUUUAUCUGAAAUGGAUUCUUCAAUACUGUUACAGCACAACGGACUCUCAACAAGUAAAAAAAAUUCUAGCACCUUACCGGAGCUGGAGUAUAAAGAAAAGGGCAAAGAUAAAGAUGUAAAAAGACAUAAUUUGGGGAUUAACAAUAAUAUCUUGCAGCCCACAGACUCCAAAGUUCAGGAGAUUGAAUAUAUGGAGAAUCAUAUCAACAGUAAAAGAUUGAACAAUGAUUUGGGGAGCACAGAAAACCUCUUGAAAGAGGACACGUGCACCACCUCAUCUAAAAACUACAAGAACACCACAGGGACAGCAAACUCAUCUCCUCGGAGCCACAAUGCAUCCAAUGGGAGUAUCCCUACAUCAUCGUCCAAUAAGAAUGACAAAAAGAAAUGCACUAGUAAAAGUCCAACUACGCACAAGGAUCCUAUGGAAAAUUGUAUCCCAAACAACCAGCUUAGCAAACCAGAUACAUUAGUAAGGCUGGAACAAGAUGUAAAGAAGUUAAAAGCAGAUUUGCAGGGCAGCAGGCAGAUUGAACAGGAUCUGCGCAGUCAAAUCAGUGUACUCACAAGCACAGAGCGGGGAAUUCGAAAUGAAAUAGGGCAGCUCAGACAGGAGAAUGAGCUGCUACAAAAUAAAUUGCAUAGCGCAGUUCAGAUGAAACAGAAAGACAAGCAGACGAUCAGUCAGCUAGAGAAGAAGCUAAAGGCAGAGCAAGAAGCUCGAGCGUUUGUAGAGAAGCAGCUUAUGGAGGAGAAGAAAAGAAAGAAAUUAGAAGAAGCCACAGCAGCCAGAGCAGUUGCCUUUGCUGCAGCAAACAGAGGUGAAUGCACAGAAACAUUAAGAAGUCGGAUCAGAGAUCUGGAGAGUGAAUGUAAAAAGCUGUCAAUAGACAUGAAAGUUAAAGAAGACCAGAUAAGGGAUUUGGAACUAAAAGUUCAGGAGCUACGAAAGUACAAGGAAAAUGAAAAAGAUACAGAGGUGUUAAUGUCUGCACUUUCAGCCAUGCAGGAUAAAACACAGCACUUAGAAAACAGCCUUAGUGCAGAAACAAGAAUCAAGUUGGAUUUGUUCUCCGCACUAGGUGAUGCAAAAAGACAGCUGGAGAUUGCCCAAGGUCAAAUACUUCAGAAAGAUCAAGAAAUUAAAGACCUUAAACAGAAGAUUGCAGAAGUAAUGGCUGUAAUGCCCAGCAUUGCUUACACUGCAGGGACAAGUACCCUAAGCCCUGUUUCCCCACACUAUUCUUCCAAAUUUGUGGAAACUAGCUCAUCUGGGCUGGACCCUAAUGCAUCAGUUUACCAGCCACUCAAGAAAUGAAUGCCAGCUGCCAUCAAUCCACUCAGUCCCCCAUGAGUUUUGUCUGAUUGGAGUCAACAUGCAAAAGCAUCUGUUGCAAUUAAAGAUGGAAUUGUAUUACAAGAACUGCAUUUGUUGUACCUUAAACUGAAAAAAACAAAGCUGAUAACAUCAUGUUGUGAUAGGAUGAGCGCAGUGUUUUUUUUUUCCAUUUUUUUUUUUUUAAUAAACCUCACAGAAUUUUGCAGUUCAUCAUAUAGUUGGCUACACAUGAUUCACAUGAGUUUUAAUUCAUUACCAUAUUUUUAUUAUACAUCUGUGUUUGCAGUCAUUUUGGUUACCGAAGGAAUUGAUAAACCACAUCAAACAUA